Molecule: messenger RNA, 614 nt
Organism: Tauraco erythrolophus (red-crested turaco)
Lineage: Eukaryota; Metazoa; Chordata; Aves; Musophagiformes; Musophagidae
Source: RefSeq, a predicted model, not a curated record
GAUGGACGCAACUCUGAAAGAGCUGACCAGCUUAGUGAAAGAAGUCUACCCGGAAGCACGGAAGAAGGGCACGCACUUCAAUUUUGCAAUUGUUUUUACAGAUCUCAAGAGGCCUGGAUAUAGGGUGAAGGAGAUCGGCAGUACCAUGUCGGGCAGGAAGGGCACAGAUGAUUCCAUGACAUUGCAGUCUCAGAAAUUCCAGAUAGGAGACUACUUGGAUAUAGCAAUUACUCCUCCAAAUCGUGCGCCACCCCCAUCAAGCCGCAUGAGACCAUACUAAACUAUUACUGCUUUGUAUGAUUACAUCUUCUGUUUAUUCCUACUUGCUGUUCUAAAGCAGGCUUGUUUUUUUGCUUUUGUUGCUAAGCAGGAACACCUGAAGACAAAGCUAAGCAUCAGAAAUGAAAGUUAACUUUUAAACCUUAACUUUUAGUUCAUUUGUUUAGAAGAAACACUUAAUCUUUAGCAGUGCCAUCAUCCUAUCCCUGAUUGUUAUAGUUUGAACAGUAAGUCAGUGUGUCCAGUGUUUCAAGAUGUCCAUAAAAUACGACCGGAAGGAUUACAGGUGUUCUGUAGUUCUGUCUUGUUUGGAAUAAAGAUUGAUGUUAUUAAUC